GCAAUUUGAUUGGUUGUUGAAAAGGCGUCCUUGGAAUCAGCGCAACGGGACAAAGGUCUCGAUUGUUUUCAUUAUUUGUCACUUUUCUUUAACAGUUUACAUAAUUUUGCUUAAUAAACUCGCAGAAAAAUAAGGACAUACGAUGCCUCGUCGAGCUUUGCGUUGUGUGGUUGAUUUAGAAUUAGACAGGGUAUCAGCUCCAGGUGUAUGGCUGCCCAGCAGAGAGGAUGUGUAUGUCAGUAUAAGCGUGUUUGGACAGUACAGAAAUACUCGAAAUUUAACAUCCAUAUUUCCAUUGAUUUUACAUGAGCCAUUCAGAUUUGAAAAGACAUACUAUACAGCAGUGGACCCACAAGAUGUAGCAGAAUUUCUUGAAGAUGAAUUGGUGGUUAUUGAGUUGCUACAGUACUCCGACUACUCAGAUGGUGCUAUUAGACUUGCCUCCUACUCUACAAGUGCCAGAGACUUCCUGUUCCCAUACCCCUCUCUCUGUCCAUCAUACACAUCUGCCUGUAGGGAAAUACUCCUCUCCAGAACUAUAGCAUGGCCUGGUAUCUCACCAAAACUUGAAUUCACUACAAAGACAGUAAUUAAGGAGUCACAAUCUCCUGAACUUGAUGCACUGGAAGAUGCUCUUGAAGAAGAAAAGCUCGCAAGACGUGCACGCUCCAGAUCUAGGUCAAGGUCAAGGGCCAGGGGUCGUUCAAUGUCAAGGUCAAGAUCUAGAACAAGGACUUGCAGCCCAGACAGUUUGUGCAUCACAAUAUCUAGAUCUAGGUCAUACUCAUCCGAUUCCGACUCGGCUUUGGAGAGUUACGACUCCGAUCCAUCUUACAUGAGGCCAACGAUAUCAUCUAUUUUUCGUUCCAGGUCCAAGUCUGGGGUACGUAAGUCUUACGCUGAUGAAAGUUUAUCCGACACAGAAGCGGGAAAUAAGGCACCAUUUGUUGUGCGUCAUUUAGAGGACAGUUUGAUUGGAAGAAAGCCGGGUGCUCCUGCACUAAAAGGACAGAAAAAGAAGAAAAAGAGGUCUUCCUCUCGACCAUCAAGUGCUCUUAGUGGAUAUGAAAGCUAUGAUGAUAUUCCAAGAUACACACCUCGGUCAUACAUUAGAGAGGCGAUGAGAGAUGUUGGUGUGUACUCUGACGAUGAAGAUGCUGAAGUGGCUGAACUGACCUCAAAACCAGGCUACAUUAUGCCACCACGUCCCCGCUCAGCAAGCCCGUAUCUCUACCGACCUAGUUACAGCACCAGGUUUAGUCGGCCAUUGUCACCGGUACUGUCGGCAGCUGACAGACUAGAGAUAGAACUGGCAGUGGAACGUGCAAGAGCCAGGGCCAGGGCUCGUGCCUUAGUGCUAACCAGAAGCAGGAGCCCCUCACCAAUUAGAUCAUAUACUCCAAUUCUCCGUGGUUCUAUAGAGGAUUUAGCCCUAGACACAAGUAUUGCGAAGAAUAGGAGCUGGGUACAUUUAGACGCGGGCCAGUAUUGGACUCAAAGAGCAGCAGAAUUAACUGGAACCUCUCAUAAACAAGUUUUUAAAGAUAAUAUGAAUAAAAUGUAUAAUGGACUUUUGAGAAAUGCUGUUAAUCAUCAAAGAAAAUUAAAUAAAAUAUGAUUUUUUUUUUUUGUAAAAAAAAAUUAGUAAUAAAUUAUGUAAAUUGUUAGAGAAAUUUGACUUGUAUUUAGUGUUGAAGAGAUAUGUACUGUAUUCCACAGUUUGCUAGAGAUGGUAUUUAUAUUGUAUGUUCUAUUUAGAGAAGUCUUGUUAGUGAUAGAUAUUCUAUUUUUAAAAUGGUUUUUAAUCUUCAUUUUUCUGUUGAAAACUCCUCGGUUUACAACUACUGCAUGGAGAACUUUUUACUUACCUAAUCAUGGUAUUCUUGUUUUUUCUCCAAGGACACAAAACAUUUAGAUAAUAUUUUAUUUUUUAUAAAUUUUGGCAUAUACAUUAAUACAUAAAAUAUUUACUACAUCUUUCAGUCUGUAAAACAGCAGCAGCAGCAUCUUGUAUUUUUAGCAUAUACAUGUUUAUCUGGGCCAUAAAUGUCAGAACAUUAUCUAAUUUUACUGAUUAGUAUUUGUAUACAAGAGAGAUUUAUUUGUACCAUAAAACAUGAGAUUGCAGCCUCCUAAGUACUAGUAGGGCUUUUGACAGGUGUUGGGGUGAGACAGGGAAUUCCAAAAAAGAUUCUCUGGUCAGGCAAAUUUACUUUGGUUGGGCAAGUUUGACAUUUCAUGUAUACUGGUAUUAAAAGUCAGAAUGCUUUGUAACAUCUCUUAAAUUACAAUGACAUAGUCAGUUUCAGUGGAUGUCUUGUAUAUGACAUUCAUACUAAUAAUGUUAAUUGUCUGUGAUAUUUUACAUAUAUAAUUCUGUUACAUUCCUACAGUUAUAUGUGUAAACAAAUUCUGAAUGAUAAUUUUGUUCCUUACAGCUGAUACAAAUUUUUUUAUUUGUUUCUCUUGAUUUUAUUAUUGUAUUUAUUUUUAUUCUAUUAUGAAAUAUGCACUAUAUAUAGAUAUUUUAUAUGGUAGAUUUAUAGGUUGUUUACAGCACUUUAUUUUUCCCAAAAAUUCUGAUGGUUACUACAAUUUCAAACAAUGGGAUGGAAUUACUGGUACUGGAAAAAGUGAUUUUCUUUUUUUCUCAACUCCCUGACAAAGUAUAUUUCUUUACAUAUAUUUUGCAUAAGUUUGCAGUGGUAAAACUAUAUAUACAAAAGUGUGAACAGUUUGCCAGCUAUUUGUUUUUGGGUGUUGCAGCUGGUCCUGAAGUAAAAUGUUUGAUAAAUGAGGGCUGUCACUGCUUGAGAUCUGAUUCAGGAUUUCAGGGUUGUAAAUGUUUGGGUAUUCUAAGGUGUUGCAGCAGUGCAACUUUACAGCAUUUAUGUCUGUAUCAAUAGUUUUUAUUUAUUUAGUAUAGUGAAUUCAGUGAUGGUUUCCAUUUAAACUUUACUCUUUAAGGGCUAGCUUUCUUGCUUUGUUACAUUUGAAGAAAUUCAUUGUUUGCACAUUCCUUUGACAUAUCUGUUACUGUGAAUUGUGGACUUUCAUGUGUUGUAUUUUGUCCAAAUAACUGAAUUAAUGACCUGACAAAAAAUGUAGCAGUUUAAUAAUGUUGAAAAUCAUUUUAUAUCAGCUUUGUACUGUGUAUUAAGGAAACAGAUAAGUUCAAAAUAUUUGAAAGGGUAUAAUGUAUUAAAUUUUGUGUAACUGGAACCGGCAUUAAUACAACUUUUCACAGUAACAGAAAUGUUAUGAAUUGAAUGAGGGAUUUUUUGUUAUUGUUUACUUGUUACACCAGUUCCUGUAUAUAUCAGUUAUGUGUGUUUUCAGGGAAGAAAAUGGUAGCAAAACAUUAGGAAAAUGCACAUGAUUUCAGGUUAUCUUGCACACAGUCUCUUGUUGUAUUUUCAGACUACAUAUUUUUAAGUUCUUGUAUAAAAAGAAAUACAUGGUUGUUCAGGUUUAACAUAAAAAACAUUCCUGCAAUCACUUCACUCCAAAUUCCUAUUUAUUUCAUUCCUAUUCUUUUACAAACAUUUUAGACAGUUUUAUUUUACAUGUUUUGCCAAUGUAGUUGUUGAUAAAGUUAAAUGCAUAUGUAUACGCCAAUAAAACUAUAUACCUUAA
Molecule: messenger RNA, 3636 nt
Organism: Mercenaria mercenaria
Lineage: Eukaryota; Metazoa; Mollusca; Bivalvia; Venerida; Veneridae
Product: spermatogenesis-associated protein 6-like
Exons: 14
Coding region: 143-1618 (491 amino acids)
Biological process (GO): spermatogenesis
Molecular function (GO): myosin light chain binding
Source: RefSeq, a predicted model, not a curated record